Molecule: messenger RNA, 456 nt
Organism: Aspergillus saccharolyticus JOP 1030-1
Lineage: Eukaryota; Fungi; Ascomycota; Eurotiomycetes; Eurotiales; Aspergillaceae
Exons: 4
Coding region: 1-456 (151 amino acids)
Source: RefSeq, a predicted model, not a curated record
AUGGAUAAGGAUUUGGAUGCCACCUCACACCCCACUGGAGAUCGAGGUCCAGUGAGAGAUCUCGGUUUGUCACCUCAGACCGUCCAACAACAACCUAGUAGCAAGUAUCAGAGGAAUAUAACGAAUCUCUAUCAUAUCACAAGGAUUGACAAUAGAAGAAUGGCUAUUCAUCUCAUAGUAGUAGUAGUAGUGGUGUCCUCUGCCGACUUCUACAACAACAACAACAACAACAACAACAACAAGCCCCUCAAAUUUACAGCCUACUCAGUAGUGGAUCAUCCUGCCGGAUCCUGUAAUGAUGCGGAGGAGGAACCCCCCAGAGCACAGAAGAAACAAGGAUUCCGAACCAUUGGCUUCAUCUCCCAAAAACACCGUGAAACUCCUCCAACGAGACCCGAGCUGAACACAUUCAGAAGCUUAGAGUACAAGUCAGAUCAGUCAUUUGCUCACUGGUAG